AUGGCGCCCACCCGAUCCUUGAGACCACGCUCAACGGCCGCGGACAAGCUUCACAGAGGCAAGCGGCAGACUUCGUCCGGAAAGCGUGCUGACACGCUCAACCGACAGGCUGCCGCGCCCACCGCAAGGAACAAAUGGGUAGACGAGCGCAUCGCGGACGGUAGCUUCGGCGAACCCGGCGCUGGGCUCGAAGCGGUGGCAGCGGGCGGAUUCCACACGUUGGUCAUAGAUGAAGCCGGCAAGGUCUGGUCCUGCGGUGUGAACGAUAACGCGUCGUUGGGGAGACCUAGCGAUGGCCUCCCCUCUGAAUAUACGGAACUCCUAGCGCCUCUUCAGCUUCUGGUUGAAGCAGGUUUCCGGGCCACGCGGAUCGUAGCAGGCGAUACCAUUUCUGCGGCUGUUGACAGCCAAGGCGAGUUUCGCGCCUGGGGAACUUUUCGCUCAUCGGAAGGGCGUUGCGCCUUCUCACCUCAUGUGGAGAGACAACACGUCCCCGCCCUCGUGGAACGGCUGGAAAACACUAUGGUUAGCCAGGUGGCCGCGGGUAAUCAACACUUGGUGGUUUUGACCGCAGCCGGCGACGUGUACACCAUGGGCUUCGGCGAAGACGGCCAGCUCGCUCGCCGGAUCAUAGCAGGGCGCGAGCUGCAGGGCACCGUUCCGGAAAAGAUCGUCUUGGGAAGACGUUCGAGAAAAGCGGUGGUCGUUGGUUCUGGCGAGAACCAUUCUUUCGCAGUCGACACCGAAGGGACCGUCUGGGGAUGGGGCAUCAACAGCAACGGCAGAACUGGGACCGGCAUUGAUGCCGAGGUCGUGCCGUCUCCGCAACGUGUCGCGGGGCUGAGCAAGGACGAACUGGAUGGAGCAACUGUAACGUCGAUCACAGGUGGACAGCAGCAUACCUUAUUCCUGACUUCGGAUGGACGCGUGUACGCGUGCGGUCUUUCGGAGGAGGGACGGCUCGGUCUCCCGCCUCAUCACCCAGCAUUGAUGGACCCAAACAGACGCAGUACCCACUUCUUGGACACACCCACUCAGGUUACUUUUCCGUACAACGCCAGGAUCCGAUACAUAGCGUGCGGUACGCAUUGCUCCUUCGCCAUCGACACGGAAAGCGCCAUGUACAGUUGGGGCCGUCAGGUCACUGGUGAGCUAGGCUUGGGCAGCGAACUAGCCUUAGCGGAGACGGACCGGGACGUCCUCACACCUCGGGAGGUCGUGCGACGCGCUGGCUCUUGGAUUACUGAAGCCGUCUCGUGCGGCGGCCAACAUGCAGUAGCUUUGCUCAGAAGGAAAGAUAAUCAGUAA
Molecule: messenger RNA, 1308 nt
Organism: Punctularia strigosozonata HHB-11173 SS5
Lineage: Eukaryota; Fungi; Basidiomycota; Agaricomycetes; Corticiales; Punctulariaceae
Product: RCC1/BLIP-II
Exons: 4
Coding region: 1-1308 (435 amino acids)
Cellular component (GO): cytoplasm
Molecular function (GO): guanyl-nucleotide exchange factor activity
Source: RefSeq, a predicted model, not a curated record